UCCCUCCCUUCCCGGUGACUCCGCCAUGGCUGCUUCUGGUGGUCCCGUCCGGGAUCUCUGCGACGAAGCCACUUGCUCCAUCUGCCUGGAGUGUUUCAGGGAUCCAGUGAUCAUUCCGGAGUGCGGGCACAACUUCUGCCGAUCCUGCCUGAUCCAGUGCUGGGAGAAAUCCGAGGGAGAGGCUUCCUGCCCUCUGUGCAGGGAAAGGGUGGAGCAAAGCAGCAUCAGGAGAAACCAGCAGCUGGCAAAUUUUGUAGAAAUAAUUAAGAAUUUCUACCAUCCUCAGGGAGAAGAGAAGGAAAAGGAAGGGUCUGUGAGAAAGGACCAGGAGUCGCCAGCAAGAGCUUUUGUGCAGAGUGAUACAUCGAGAGUUUUGGUACGUGCUUUGCGAAUACUAGCCGAGAAACUCCGUCUUCAAGAAGAAAAGCAGGAAAAAGGAAAGAGGAGAGUCUGCGAGAAGCACCAGGAGCCCCUGAAGCUCUUCUGCCAGGAGGACCAAAGCCCCAUCUGUGUGGUGUGUCAUGUAUCUAAGGAGCACAAAAGCCACGAGGUGGUUCCUCUAGAGGAGGCGUCCCAGGAGUACAAGGUAGGAAAAGGUAGCGCUUCUUUCUUGGGGAGUGGAAUAGCUGCAGACAGGAGGGGCUUGCAAAAUAAAAAAUAAAUAUAAAAUGUUGUAAUGUAUUCUUUCCUCUUGCAGCCCAAAAGGAAUCCUCCAGCAAGAGAUCUUGUGCAGCCUGAUAAGACUAAACUUCUGAAACUUUAUACAAUAAACAUUUAUUUUCCUUUUUGAGGGAUUAAAGUCUGCCCAGUGACUCCCUGAAUGCAGGCUGCAGUAACUCCCCUGGGACGAAAGACUACAACAUCUAGGAUUAAUUUAAUAAAAAGGAGGGGGAGAUGUUGGAGGUGUGUUGAGUUUGGGGGACAAAUAGCAAACCCCCCAUGUUUCUCAGCUCUGAUAUAGGGCAGCCCCAUUUCUUCCUCAUCUGAUAUGAAAAAGGGGAACCUCUGCAAAAGACCCAGAGAUGUGGGGCAGGGAGCAAACAUAGGAUUCAGCUUCCCUGUUAAUGUGUAAUGCAACCCAACUUGAAUUUUGAUUUCUUUUCAGGAUCAGAUCAGCAGCUGCCUAGACAAUGUGAGGAAGGAGAGAGAGAAAAUUCUACUAUUUAAAGCAGACACAGAAAAGGAAAGCCAAGACCUGCUUGUAAGCACUAUUGUUACUACUUUAAGAUGAAAAAGUGCUAUAGUCUAGAAUCAAUAUCUGGAGGGGGGGACUGAAUAUGAAAUACAGAAAGAGGUUUAUUUUUGAAUGGCCUGAUUUCCACAGAGUAUGAAAGACCAUUUAAAGGAGGGGUUGGGCUGUAAGUGUUUAUGACGCUCUUUCUCUGCUGAAUAUGUCAGAAGUGGCCUUCCAAGGGAAUGCGGAAGACUGGCCUCUUCAUCCUCCAAGAGCAGACUAGAUGCCUGAUAUUGGCCCACUCUUCUCUUCUUUCAACCUCUUUGCUGCAGAAACAAACAGAUGCAGAGAGGGAAAAGAUGGUGGCUGAGUUCAGGCGACUGCACCAGUUUCUGGAAGAACAGGAGAAACGUAUUCUGGCCCAGAUGGCAGAAGUGGAGAAGGAGAUUGCAGCCAAAAGGGAGGAGCAGCUGGCCAGACUCUCCAGGGAACUCUCCUCUCUUGAAGGCCUCAUCCGGGAGAUGGAGGAGAAGCUUCAGGAACCAGCGAGUGAACUCCUGCAGGUGAGGCCUCAUCCUGAUGCGAGAGGGUGGAGUGUGAUGCUUCAGACUACAGGCAUUUCUUAGUCACAUAAAAAUGUUGCUGGAAGGAAAACAGUUCAUGAAGGUUGAAAGGCGUCAGUCCUGGGGUCGCAAAAGGGGCCCUGAUAGAUCAAACCGCAGGCCCCUUCAUUCUAGCAUUGUGUUCUCUCAUUGGCCAACCAGAGGUCUCUGGGAAGCCUAAAAAAGAAUAGUGCUCUCCAAACCUGUGAUUCCCAGAAGCUGGUACUCAGCUGCGUAGCAUUUAUAAGUGACUGCAGAAAUGGCUCCACUGACAUCUUUCUUUCUUUCCCUUCCAGGAUAUCAGAAGCUUCUUGCAGAGGUAAGUGACGGAAAACCCCUGCCUUAUUAUGUUGCUACAAAAGUUCCUGUUUAACAGGUGGGAAACUCACCCUUCCAGUUCCUCUUUCCAGAGAUAAUUUAGGAUUCCACCAUCCAUUUAACAAGAUCACAAACAAAAACAGGGACACAUUUUCCUAGCUAUUAGUCUCAUCUACAAUCAUAGAAAGGAAACCAUUGUCCUUUACAUAUUUCUUCCUUUUCCAUGAUGGAUUCAUUUACUCUGCAAUUGAUACAAAAAGGGGGGACAUUCAAAAGGAGCUUGUAAAUAUCUUCACUAUAACUUACCCUUAAAUAUCCAGCGUAUUUCUGGCUUCUGUAGGUUCUUCUUCAGACAUAAGACUGUGAGAAAGGGCCCUGCUGGAUCCAGCCAGCAGCCCAUCAAGUCCAGCAUCCUGUUUUCACAGUGAAUAACCAGAUACCAGUAGGAAACCCGCGAGCAGGAUCCGAGCCCCAGAGGACACUCCCCUUCUGUGGUUUCAGAGGCACCACUGCCUUUGGCCCAGCCAUCAUGAAUAGUAGCCUCGGAGAGCCUUGUUCCCCAAACAACUUCAAUUUUUUAAAUCUCCCAUGUUUAGAAAAGACAGCUUUAAUUUCUGAUAUUUCCUUCUACUUAAAUGUAAGCACUGGGCUACAAAAUAUUAAUAAGUUUAAUCAUUUGAAAUGCUUCACUAAAACUGAUGUAGUUCUAAAUCUCUAAGGACCUUGUAUUGUUAAUUUUUCCUCUAAAUAUUAAUUUGCUUACAUCAGCUUCUUUACCUUCAAUCUAAUCUUCAUAUAUUUCCUUCCAUAUAUUAUGGAAGCAGGUGUGUGUAGCAGUUUUUCUUCACCUUCUUAGAUGCUCUGUAGAUCCACACAUUAUCUAGAUGCUCCCUUUUGCCAUAGGAAGAACCCUGCUCCCAAGUCUUCAUGAUAUAUCCAUCUUGCCUUUAUCAUUAAGAUGAGGUACCUGCCUUGUCAGAAAGCUCCUUGCACUGGAAGGAUGGUGACUUGACUUUGUUCUUCUCCUCCCAGGUCUCAGGAGAAGGAGAAAUUAGAGGAUCCUCCUGUGGCUUUUCCUCCUGCCCUGAAGUGGAGGAUCUGGGACUUCUGUGAUAUUAAUCCCUUCCUGGAGGGAGUCAUGGAAAAAUUCAGAGGUAGCAAAGAAGGGCUGAAAGUAUUUUAUACUGGAUAUUUAAAACUGCACAUCAAAUGCUCCAGGUCAUUAGCAGUGCCAGGAAAAUGGAACUCUUAUUUAUUCUCUUUCAAUAUCUAGAAGCCACACUUUCCUAUGCACUUUCCUAGCCUCACCUACAGCUUUUCAGGCAUCUCCUCUGUUCCUUUGCCCCUGAGAUUAAUGUAAGGGGGGGGCAGGAGGAGGGAAGGAGGGGGGCUGUCCCAGAACCAGCCAGGAGCAGAGGGGACUGGGGUUGAGGCCUCCUGUCCUGGAACAGGCAUGUCUGGAUGUUCUUGUUGAGGUGGAGAUCUGGGGAUCCUGCUCCUCCUCCCAAGAUUUGGGCAGGCCUGAACCUUGACAUGACCUUACACAGGAUAGCCAAUAGGAUGAGUUUCAGAUAGUUUUAACUGCAACUCCCAUAAUCUCCAGCUGGCAUGGCCAGUGGUUAGGGAUGAUGGAACUUGUAGUCCACAACACCUGGCUACAAUCUCAUGAGCUCAUAUUGUUCAUUCCAGAUUUGUGAUCUAAAUGAUAGUGUGAAGCUAAAUCUCUGUUCCCUUUCCUCUUCCAGACACUGUGGAAUAUGGACUUCAGCUUCAAAAAGGUACAUUUAAUAAUAAUAAUAAUACCGUAUUUUUCGCCCCAUAGGGCGCACCACCCCAUAGGACGCACCUAGUUUUUUUGGGGGGGGGGAAAUAAAGAAAAAAAUUAUUUCCCCCCCAGGCGCGGGGCUGGCGCGGGGGAAGCCCGAGCUUCCCCCAAUCCCAGCCCCAAGAACAGCCUGCUAUCCGCAAGCCUAGGGAUGCCAGCGGUAAGUCGCGCCGGUCUCCCCAGGCAUCGGAAUGCAGGCAGCUCUGCGCAGCCAUCGGGAGGCGGGGCGCGAAGUGGCGUCGGUCUCCCGAAGGUUGCGCAGAGCUUCCUGAAGCCUGGAGAGCGAGAGGGGUCGGUGCGCACUGACCCCUCUCUCUCUCCAGGCUUCAGCAAAAGCCUGCAUUCGCCCCAUAGGACGCACACACAUUUCCCCUUCAUUUUUGGAGGGGAAAAAGUGCGUCCUAUAGGGCGAAAAAUACGGUAAUAAUUUAUUUAUACCGUUCUGUUUCCUCAGCCAUUUCAAGAUCAAACAGAGCCAGAACUUCUAGAGAGGGGCAUCUGCUUCUCAACAGACCAGGCCACUGCAGCUCUUCCAUCCAUGCCUUAUUUCCCAGAGGCAUCUGUUCCGUGAGAGCAGCGUGCUGGGCUAGAUGGGAUCUUGGCCUGAUCCUGCAGACUCUUAGGAAGCCCUCAGCCCAGGAUGCCUGGCUUUUCUGUGCUGAAUCUCCAUAAGAUACAGGGGUGGUGUGAAGCCAAAGGCUCCCGGCACAUGAGGGGGAAAUAUCCCUUUGAGCCAUACAAGAUCCCAAUCCCUUUUAGGAGAGCUUAUGUAAGAGUAAGGUGUAAGAGUGGGAAAUGCAUGAACACAAAUAGCUCAGAAAAUGGCUGCCACUACUUUUGGGGGCUAGAAGGUGAAUGGGUUUUGGUGUCAGUGGAGAUAGGUGGGGGCUGCCUGAGUGUGAACUCCAGGGGUCCGGCUUCCCUGCAAGAUGGGGGUCUUCCCUCAGUUUUUGUGUUGGAGGGGAGACAUGACUCUGCUUAAACAUGAUGGCGGACUAGAGAAACCUGUGUAACUUAAAAGAGCAGGGCAGAAUUGCACCACAGACCAGGGGAAAAGGCUCAAUGGGAAGACAAAAGUGUAGUCUGGCCUGAUCCUGGACACCACAAAAAGGGAAUCAUAAGAGCUGGAAAAGUCCAGUCUGGCCUGAUCCUGGACACCACAAAAAGGGAAUCAUAAGAGCUGGAAAAGGGGCAGAGCAGGUGGCAGCAUAAAGAUAAACUUACUUAUCUUUAAAAUUAUAUUCUGUGAUUCUUUCAAACAACAGCAGUGAGUAAAAUGCAUAACGGCCAAUCAAUACAACAAUAAACUAGAAAAACCAAUUACAUUUAACAAAAAAAUGCACUGGCAACAUCCAGUAUCACAUUUAAUUUCCAAAGGCUGAUGUAUAAAUGUGUGUCUUUAAAAAGAAAUUGCUUGACAAACUUUCCAUAACAUGGCAGGAGCGGGGCGGGGGUGGGGGGAGGACUGCAGAGCAGAUCUUCUUCCUUAUGUCCACCAGCCUGACUAAUUUUUAAAUGGGUUUCUCAUGAUGCUUCCACUGCCCCCCCCCCCCUUUCCCAUAAAUGUGAGGAACAGUGAAGAAAAAGACGAGUCAUAUAGCCAAUCAGGUCUGGGGAGCCAGGGUGGGGUCUUUGCGUUGAAGGUGACAGGUGGGAAUGGUGCUUCCUAGGUUUUACUGGGUUUGGCUAUAAUAAAGUUAUAUAUAUCUUUUUAAAAAUAAAAAAUUAAACAUUUCUCGCCCUUUAUCUUGGGCUUGCAACAAUAAACGCAUUAACACAAUUCAUAGGAAAAGAAAGCCUUUCAUAUCAACGAAGUUUGUUCUUGCUUGACAGCUCAUGUCAAGAAUCCGGAGCAGGACAUUUUAGACAGGGAAUAUGAAUCAGAGAAUGCAAAUACCUUUUUAUGUUGUUCUUUUUAUAAACAACCUGGAAGGAUGGGCUAUAACAUUACAUUAAAUAUGUAACUGAAAAUUGAAUGGUGGUUACAAGGAGGGUGAGAGCACCUGCUGCCAGUUUUGCCUGGCCUGUCAAGCAUGGUCUGUGAUGUGAGGUAAAAUAUUUAGAUGUGAAUUAGAGAGUCCCUGCUUGGACUCCCUUCUGCCAUGAAUGGUGGGGGUGGGGGUGGCCUUAGAGAAGCCACUGUCUCUCAGCCUUAGUCCUCCCAUCUGAAAAAUGGGCAUACACUGUUACCUCUGGUUGCGAACGGGAUCUGUUCCGGAGGCCCGUUUGCAACAUGAAAAGAGCGCAACCCGUAGCGGCGCGUCUGCGCAUGCACGGGUCGUGAUUCACCGCUUCUGCACAUGCACGUGAUGUCAUUUUGAGCUUCUGUGCAUGCACGAGCGGUGAAAGCCGGAAGUAACCCUUUCCAGUACUUCCGGGUCGCCGCGGGACAUAACCUGAAAGAGCGUAACAUGAAGUGGACGUAACCAGAGGUACCACUGUACCUGGAUUGACUUAACUUACAGGGACGUUGCAAGGGUUCUAUGUGGGUAAUGUGUGUUAAGUACUUUGAACCCUUGAAAGCACUGCAGAUGUUUCAGGAAUCAUUAAGAACUUGAUGAACAUCCCUGUCUCAAAUGUAGAGUCAUGGAGUCCCUGUUCAUUUCGUGGGGGGUGCUAUUUCUGUCAUGUGGCUAAAGAAAAGUCAGCUUCUCAGUUGACUCUCUUCUCUUUCCUCCUCUGCCCUCACAGAAAACAUAACUUUGGAUCCAGACACAGCACAUCCCCGCCUCAUCCUGUCUGAGGAUCGAAAGAUUGUGAGAGAUGGAGAAGUGCGUCAAGACCUGCCAGACAACCCUGAGAGAUUUGACACACAUUUCUAUGUGCUGGGAUGUGAGGGUUUCACAGCAGGCAGACAUUUCUGGGAGGUCAUUGUGGGAAGAGAGGAGAGAUGGGAGGUGGGGGUUGCCAGAAAGUCUGUGAAGAGGAAGGGUUUUCUCUCUUUUGGUCCUAGGGAAGGGAUCUGGGGUUUGGGGAAGUGGCUUGGUGGGUACAAGGUAUGCUCACCCCAUGAGGACCCUGUUCCAAGUGAGGAGCCCAAGAGGAUCCGAGUGACCCUGAACUGUGAAGGGGGACGGGUGUCCUUUUACAAUGCGGAUACAGCAGCCCUCCUCUACAUAUUCCCAGCAGCCCCCUUCUCAGGAGAGACCCUCCAGCCCUUGUUUUAUGUGAGUGAGAAAGCAAACCUGAGACUCUCUUGACUGAGAGUGCAGACAGACAAGCGUAUAUUCAUUGCCAUCAUGACAUAUUCAGUCGCCUCUUCUGGUUGGAGCUGACAGGAACAAGGAGAAACCGUAUUUGCAGAACUGUGAUUGGCUAUCCCUUGUGUCAAUCAUGAUGCAACUCUCCUUUCUCAGGCCAGCUUUGUAACUUAUACUGAUUGAUUGGGUCCCCUGUCAGUCCCCAAACUUGCCUGUACUCUCUCACUUGGGAAUGGGCUAUUUCUCUCAGUGCAAAGUGGGAAAGAGGCAAGAAAAUAAUUUAGGAAACAACAGCAACCCCAAACACAUUCCUGUUUCGAAGUAGUUCUCUCUCCAACCCCCAAGUCUGAUUUAAGAUUUCUAGAGACAAUACCAUAAUCUUUUCUGAGUAAAAUCAGAGUUCUGCACGUGCAUCACUUAAAACCUCAGAUUCCCUUUCCUUCCCCCGAAGCCUCCAUUAUCAUUCCAAAAUUCCUUUUUUUGCUGCUACUCAGGGAAGCUUAUAUGGCAAUUCAGCAAAAUCAGAGACCAGUUUUUUUAGUUGAGUACAGUCGGCCCAAAACUCACACACAACUUACUUGUGUGAUCGCAGCCUGGAGCCCUUUGUCAAAACACAAAUUAAUAAAUAGAAAGAGGGUGUGAGACUAGGAAAUAUUGUUGGAAGGGACUGUGAGAGAUCUCACAAGAGCCUCCAGAGCCCAGAAAGCAAUGGGUGUUGGCGGCGGGGGCUUUGGCAGUGGUGGAAAGAGUUUCUAAGUCCACCUUGUUUUCCAGCCAGAAAGGUUACAUAAAACUCUCAAGAUUUGUGGCUUCGAACAAGUAGGGAUGGUUGCUUGGGGGGCAUUUUCUGGGGUCUUCCUGACUUAUGCAAUAUCGCCUUUGCAUGCUGACCCCAGAAACAUAACCCCCCAUGCAGGUUUUGGGCCUUGAUGUGACAAAAUCCCCUCUGACGGUGAAGAGCCUCUGUCAGAAGUUCUGAGGAGAGGACAGUGACAAUCUAGAGGAUUUCAGGAGCAGGUGGUAAAUUCCCAUGUAUACAAUUAUUUUCUCCAAGCUGCUUUGUAGUGAACAGUCCGAUACUUACCUGUAUUUUUAUACAUCCCCUCUUCUUAUAUUUUUGUAUAACGGGCCUGAAAGAAUUUGGGGAUAUGUUUCCUGUGCUAACAUGUUUGAUUCUAUUAAAAAUUGUACUUCUUGU
Podarcis lilfordi (Lilford's wall lizard) is the source of this 8317-nucleotide messenger RNA. NCBI's taxonomy places the organism in Eukaryota, Metazoa, Chordata, Lepidosauria, Squamata, Lacertidae. The record is from the annotation of a GenBank genome assembly.